GGAUCUUCACUUCCUUUACUUUCCUUCUUGCUUGUAUAUACAAUAUUUGAGAUUCGAUUCAAACCGAUGCGCCAGUAUCGUUAGGUCUCUAUUGCUCCGUCUCUCGUGUGUCUGUCUGGUUUCAGAGUGGGACGACUCCAAUUGGACUGGAGGAAAAGAACACAACCGAAAAGGUAGAAGCAGAAGACUUCCCAUCAUCGUUACAUAUUUACUUUUGACGUCGCGCAACCAGAUAUACGCAACACUCCAGAGUCAUUCAGAAAUUCAACGUCGCCCCUCAUUACUCUCUCUCUCUCUCUCUUUUUUGUCUCAAGCCCAAGAACCUGGCGUACCUCAAACAUUUGAGGCUGAAAUACAUUCGACAUGAACUACUAGUCAUAAAAAUUCUGUCAUACGCAGUGAAGCAAGGAACCUACGGGACGGAACCAACUGUUAUGAAAUAACUGCCUGAUCAACAUAUUGCAACAGAUAUACAUACGUAUGUUGAUCGAUGUCUUAAAAAGUAUCAUUAUUUGGAAACAAUUAUACUUUUUUUUGCUUUUUUUUUCCACUUCACAGGUAUUCACUUAAGCAAGCUGAGUUCGGGCACAUCUAGAGCAGUUCUCAAGAAUCGUCCCAUUUAAAGCUUCAUAUAGCCUCGAGACAAGGUAUCCUGGACCUGGUCAAACACUACAUCUAAUUGAUUAUAUUUUAUCAAAGCGACCCCCUUACAAUUUGAAAACUACGCGUCUCGAAACUAUCACAAUUGUCCCCACAAGGAUCUCGAGUUUCCCCAUACUCCAUACAAAGCUUAUAGCAUCUUGUGAAUAUACCCAAGGAUUACCCGAGCUUUGAUCAAGACAAGUGAAUAUUGGAAAACACGCCAUCUAAAAAGCAUCAGUUUUCUUAAUGCAGUAAUUCACUAGAUCCAGAGGUGGUUCAUGGAUGUCCAGGUUUGAUCGAAAUCUUGUUCUUUUCUCCUUCCCAAGAAUAGACAAACGCAUCAUCAAUCAUGAUGAGGGACAAUGGAUGGGAAACCGAGGAUGAGUUUGCGGUAGCAGCUCAACAUCACCUCCCUCCUCCAACAGAUACGCCAUACAGAACACCAGCGCCAUCUAUUCGUUCAAAUCGCUCAAAUCGCUCAAGACGUUCUUCGAGACAAAAAUCGGUAUCUCCAGGACCAUCUUCUUCGCCACCACCGCUACCUCAAGGAGAGAAGCGUAUGAGUUGUUCUCUUGAUGUAACCAAUGACGAAACGAUUUCUAUUCUCGACCCAAGGCGAUUUACACCAACUUUGCACGCUAAUUUGGUUGCUGAAAUUUUAACCUUACGUAGGGACCAGGAAGAGAAAAUCAGAACCAUCGAGAGCUUGGAAGAAGCACUUCAUGAUACUCGUGGAGAGCAUGAAUCUUUACAAGAUCGUCUCGCCGACACCUCAAAGGAAAGUCGUGCUUUAAAACGUCAAUUGGCUUUAUUAGAAGGUGGGACCUCGUCUGCCUUAUCUGAAUUGGCAAAGGAGCGAGAUGAAGCAGUCGAAACUACUACAGAGAUGCGCCGUCGAUUAGAGACUGUUCAGAAGAAACUCAAAGGUCGAGAUGAGGAAGUGGACCGCGUCCAAAAUCUUUGGGCAAACGACAAAGACAAUUGGGAUGAAGAGAGGAGAAAGCUGGAAGUAAAGAUUCAUGUCUCGGAAAACAGACUCAAGACAGUCUUGGAUGAGGUCGCCGCCUACGAAGCCAGCCGUUCAAGGAACCAACCACAAGGACACAACCCAGAAGAUAAAGACGCUGGAAACGAGAGUGAUGGUGGUAGCGUUCGGACAAUGAGUUUAACUAGUAGUAUACGAUUUUCGAUGCUCAAUGGGCCCAAUGGGUAUGGGGUCACUAAAGGGAAUGGCCUGAGCCUUGCCGAUGAAUUAGAUCUCGACGAAAGUGAGACCGAUUAUGACGGUGGACGUGAUAGUCUCAUGUCAUCCCCAGAGAAGCAUCACCGAACUCAAAGUCGUGAAAGCAUUUUAUUCCGCACUCACCGUAGGAACCAGAGUGGCGACAGUUUGAAGCGGCCUGGAAGCAUUACCCGAGGUAAAUCAUUACUCAACCAAACCGUUCUCGAGAGGUUGGAAGGAGGUAUCUCAGAGGAUGACGAGGUUGCACCUAAGCCUACGUUUCAAUAUGUCGACACUGGCAUCCAGUACUCCCCUCCACCAUCCCCAAAACUUACGUCAGUAAUUGAAAUAGUCACUGUUAUUGAGCCAACAGCACUAGUUGAGCCGGAAAUUUCCCACAAAUUCGAGGAACAGCCUUCAGUUGAGGUAUCUAGUAAAGACUGGGAGGUUGGAGCGAACCAGCGAAGAAAGCGUGUGUAUACAAAUCCUCCUUUGGUCAUUGAGCCUCCUAAGAGUUCUCCUAUGAUAUCUGCGGCAUCACAAACCGUGGAUGACCCUCCCAGCCCCCCACGAACACCAGUUUCUCCAACCCGAGCUCCACCACCACCACCACCUUCUCAAUCCAUGCCUAUUAAAGAGGAGAAUAAAAUGACAUCAACUUCCACACAAACAGAAGCUGAAACCGAAACCCGCGACACUUCACCAACAUCCCCAAAACGUAUCCCACCGCCAAUACCCAUUCCAUCAAUUCAAUUGCAUCCGCCUUCCUCAGCUCCAGCAACCCCUCGCGAGUCGUUGUUGCCACAAUUCUCGAAAGAUGCAGGCUGUCAGGUUUCGAUUUCAGCACCCAUUGCAACAAGGUCGAUGGCUGUACAAACGGAAGAGAUCAGGGUUGCUCAACGCUUGAAUACUCUUCCAGCUCAUCUUCACCCAUCUAUGAUAUCGUCCAACCCUCCAUCACCCGAUCUAAAACCCGAUGGUCUUCAAUUCUCGCCAUUUCCAGAUACGCUCCCCCCUAAGAAUCCGCGUCGCCAAAGUAGUCAACGCAGCAUAACAACGCUCCCAUCAUCGCCGCCUAUAAUGGAGACAAGAGAUGCUUAUCCAGGUAAUAAUGACGACGGGCCUCUAGCGAAAGACAGAGGACAAAUUAGAAGACCUCAUCGCAUCAGUAGUCUCUUCGCAGGCUUUGAUGGUGUAAGUUCUGAUGAGGUAGAUGAGUUUGAUGAUGGUGAUGUUAGCGAUAAUGACUUCAGAACCGCACUUUCUGCUCCAAACGCAACAAAGAAAGAUAUGAAGAAGAUAUCACAAGUUUCAAGAUCAGUUCCACAAAAAACGCAAAUUUCUAAUGUUUUAACCAUCAAAAUUCCUUCCAAUCUGGAUAACGAAGCAGAUGAUCAAUUCGAUGAAGAAAUAUUGGAGUUGCCACCUAGAACAUCCGCCAAAGCCGCUCGAACUCUUGGCCAUCCUUUGCCGAUCACUGCAAUGGCUAAAUCAGCUCAAAUGCAUCGUUCAGCUCUUAUUCAAAGUGGUGUAAAUGCUCACCGUGCCCGACCUGGUAGUUCGGGGGUGUCCGAAGAGGUUGCACCUCCAUUUCCGAUACCUACCAGAGCGAGCUCUCGGAGACCUGGAGUUGCUGCUAGUGCGCCCAGCGAUGGUAAUAGAAGUCCUAGUCACGGUAGGGGAUCAAAGCCUUAUCGAGCUGGUAGUGUUAGCCGAACUGGCAGUAUUGGCCGAACUGGUAGUGUCAGGAAAGUUCGAUCCGCUGCUGCUAUCACGAGGGGUAGACGUCCUCCACGACGUUCCGAAAGCAGAUCACCACCCAUGUCACCAACCAUAGAUCCCGAGAGUCCUGGCUUGCCACCACUCCCCCAUAACGAUAUCACUACGCCUCGAUUUUCGAGGGAUAAUGGUAGCGGUGGUUAUAGAAUGCAUAGACAGCAAUUAUCGACCACAAACACCACGUUUACUACGAACACUGCUGGAUCAUCGGUCAUUACUGAUAUCCAAAGUACCAACCAAGCCACAACUGUAGUAGAUGCUAUUGCUCAAACAAUGGUUGGAGAGUGGAUGUUCAAGUACGUCAGGAGACGCAAGUCCUUCGGAGUGUCUGAUCAUGAUGGGGAUAACGCUACUAACGGUGCUCGUCACAAACGAUGGGUUUGGCUCGCACCUUAUGAACGUGCUGUCAUGUGGAGUAGCAAACAGCCCACGUCUGGGUCUGCACUGUUGGGCAAAACUGGAAGAAAACUAACAAUUCAAUCCGUGUUGGAUGUCAAAGACGACAAUGCACCACCAAGAGGAUCUGGAGGAGUUUUUGAUCGUUCAAUCCUCAUCCUCACGCCAGCACGUGCCCUCAAGUUCACAGCUAUUUCACGAGAACGACAUUAUGUAUGGCUUACUGCUCUAUCCUUCCUCGCACAUUCGUCACAGGCUGUACCCGAUGUCAUUGCGCCCCAUCCUGCACAAACCUUGUCUAUCAAAGCUUCUCCACUACCCGACUUCCAGAAGCCCGGUCGUAUGCAGAAAACUCACAAAAUUCGAGACUCGAUCAAGGUUGCGAAGGGGAAAAAUGCUUUCAACCGUACUGGCCCUGCAUCAAACUAUUCGUCCUCUCAACAAACCGAUACAAACACGAGCGUUCACGAUAAUGAAUCGUUUCACACGAAUUCACACUCAGUCCGCUCUGACCCUGCAGAGGCACCCUUCGUACCCCGCUUUUCCGAUAGAGGAAUGGGUAGUCAUGGCAGGAAGCGCAGUAAUACUGGCUCACAUAUACCACCUCCUCUCUCUUUCCGAGGUUUUAGUGCUGGUCAUGUACCCACCAAUAGUACUGCAGGUAUGAGUGAUAGAACAACAGGCUCCUCCGAGAACCACAGCUCUUAUUCUCAACCUUCGUCGGCGACAGGAUACAAUGGACCCAGUAGCCGCUCAUCUGUUCGCACAUCUGAUGCCAGUUCACGUCCAGGAGCUGUUGUAAAUAACUUCUUCGAUGCAGUAGGAACGAUGCGAAUGGAAGCUUUUAUUUCUCCACUAGGUGUUACGAGAUUUGACGAUUUUCCUGAUGAACAAGAUGAAAUGGAUAUGAUCAGUUUGCAGCGUCGACGCAGCAGAGAUGGAAGCAGAAGAAACAGAAAUAAGGAGUCUUUUGGUGUUAGUCGAGGUGGCUUUGGUGGGAGAGCAAUUGAAGAUUGGUACAGCGGAAGUAGAACUGCUGGAGAAGAAGAAUAUGGCCAUCAUGAGUUAGAAGAGAGGUCGGAAAGACAUGGAAGAGACUCUAGAGAGGAUCCUUUCAGCAAUUUUUGAUCUCGUCACUCAUACAGGCAAAUCACAUUAUUUGGUUGUAUCUUUCUAAAUGAUACUACCUAUACAUUCAUUACAUUUUCUUGAGUUUGGGAUGGGAUUGGAUGGGAUGGGGCUGGAAUGGCUUGGUCUGGUCUGGUGGAUUGGGUGGGUGGUUGGUGGAAAAGGAUGAGCUUUACAAGGCUUGGCAUGGUGAAAGCAGCUGGAACCUCGAAGAGAAUCAGGAGACCACGGCAGGAAGGAAAUGGCCAUUUCUGGAGCUGGGGAGUUUCUUUGUCCAAGAAGUGGGAACAUCAGGCUCACGCCAACAUAACAGAUAUCACCUCGAUCGAUAUCGACGGGAUACAUUUACCAGUAAUGUUUUUGUAUAUUCUACAAUAUUCUGCUAGCCAGCAGGCUUUUUUCUUUUUUGCUCUUUUUUACUUUCUCGUACUUAGCUACUUUUGUCUUUUCUGUUUUUGAUAGGCACUACACUUUUUUUUGGAUAUCCUUUACGCUUUGUAUUGAAGUGGGAGGAUAGUCGGAUACCCCUUUCUUGACUUUCGUUUUUUAGCUACGGCUUUGCUUGGGAUGUUUACAGUACUCCCUGUUCUAUUCUAAAAGUUGCGGAUGGGAGGAUGUUGUUUCAUGGACUUUGGAGAGAGGUGUGGAGACCAGUGGAGAGGUUCGAAGUGAACCGUUUCAAGAGAAAAUAAAAUAUGGUGCUGGGGAAGGUGGGGGAGAGGUGGACGAGAGGUGGGAAGGAAGGUAGAUAAAUCAAUACACAUGAGAUGGUAUUGUGAAAGUCUCGAUAGCGAGCAGUAUUAUACAAUCUCUACAUAAAAUGUACAUUGAUCUUAUUCUUCUGUCCA
Botrytis cinerea B05.10 is the source of this 6015-nucleotide messenger RNA. RefSeq lists its product as hypothetical. The transcript has 5 exons. The record is from RefSeq and is a predicted model, not a curated record. Lineage: Eukaryota; Fungi; Ascomycota; Leotiomycetes; Helotiales; Sclerotiniaceae. Gene Ontology annotation, biological process: maintenance of protein location in cell cortex; establishment of mitochondrion localization; dynein-driven meiotic oscillatory nuclear movement. Bases 992 to 5167 code for a protein of 1391 amino acids. Gene Ontology annotation, cellular component: cell cortex; mitochondrion. Gene Ontology annotation, molecular function: tubulin binding; phospholipid binding.